Molecule: messenger RNA, 1056 nt
Organism: Microdochium trichocladiopsis
Lineage: Eukaryota; Fungi; Ascomycota; Sordariomycetes; Xylariales; Microdochiaceae
Exons: 3
Coding region: 1-1056 (351 amino acids)
Source: RefSeq, a predicted model, not a curated record
AUGGAGGAACUUUUGGCCCACCAGAAAUUCAAGACUCUCACACCAGACCAGGUUGCCAGCUUCAUGAAGCACGGCUUCUUGCGGAUCCCCGGCGCGAUCCCGUCCGACAAGUGCGACUGGUGGGCGCGCGACGUAUGGACACGCCUCGGUGUUGACCCCAACGACAAGGCAACCUGGGGCGACAAGGAUCGCGUACACAUGGCCAAGCACAACUAUAUUGCCGCUGACGAGAUCGCUCCCACGGCCUGGGCCGGUAUAUGCGAGCUUUUAGGCGGCGAAGACCGCAUUGCGGAAGAGGGAAAAUAUUGGGUCGACAGCUUCAUCGUCAAUUUGGGGACUGAGGCCGGCGAGGGGAAACCAUUUGAGCCACGGGAACUAAAUAACUGGCAUGUGGACGGGGACUUCUAUCAGCAUUUCCUGGAUUCACCGGAGCAGGCGUUGCUGGUGAUCCCGUGCUGGAGUGAUGUCGUUGAAGGUGGCGGCGCAACCGUGAUUUGCACCGAGGGCCCGAAGCGGAUUGGGCAGUUGCUAUUCGACAACCCCCAAGGCCUCAAUCCGGCCAUGCAGUCCCGUGAUACCCCUGCUGUCAAGUCGUCGUACCUCGGCGAGCAGAGCCCAUACAAGAAGGCCGUCCGCCAGUCUGCCGACGACAGCUUCUUUGAGAUGACGGGCAAUAAGGGCGAUGUCAUCCUGAUGCACCCCUUGACCCUGCACAGCGCGAGCAACAAUGCCAAGCGCGCGAUCCGCAUCAUCACCAAUCCUCCCGUCUCCCUCCGUGAACCAUUCCAGUUUGACCGCGAGGACCCGACCCAGUACAGCCUCGUCGAGCUCAAGACGAUGCAGGACCUCGGGGGGCCCGCGAAGCUCAAGGGCUGGAAGAUUACGGGCCCUCGGGAGUUCGUUGUGCCCGACCGCCUCAAACUGCAGAACGAGCAGCUCAAGCACGAGAACGCGCGCCUCGAAGCCCUGGGCCGCCAGACUGCAGCAAUGAGCCAGAUGCCGAGGAUGAUGCUCGGUGAGCAGCGGCCGCAGCAGAACGCUGCUGUUGUUGGUUAG